GGCCUCUCCUGUUUGUCUGGAGUAUUUCAGUGGGCUUAGGCACAUCUCACUCCCCACACACACACACACACACACACACACACACACACACACACACACACACACACACGCAGAGGCGACGAGUGGAACUCCGGGGGCUCGAGCCACGGGCCGGCCACGCGCGAGCUCGAGCGCGUCAACAGAAAUUGGAUGGAGGAGGAGGAGGAGCUUCAACGUGGAGGUUAAAACCAAGAGCCCCCGCAGAGUGACCCACGCUGAGAGUCUGUGGGACAUCUCUGCGCAGGGACACAGCACGGAACUUCACCACUGAGUGAGUGUGUGAGACAGUGGACAGAGAGACAGACACCGAGACAACAAACGUAUCAUCUGGUAAAACUUACCGAGGAGGUCUCAGGACACAUCAGCGCAGACUACUAUGAUGAUUAAGCCAUAUGUGAGACAAGGCGAGGGAGAGGAGGCCGUCAGCCCUCUGCAGUGGAUGGAUGGAGACGUGAGCUCACCUGAUGGAGACGUGUCAGUCUCAUCACACCGCUACAGAGCAGGUGGAGUGAACCAACAGGCCCAGGAAAUGGGAAGUGAGGAUGUAGAGGAAGACGAGGAGGACGAGGAGGAGGAACAGGAGGAUGAAAACGAGUCCAAACGACGAGGGCCCAAGAAAAAGCGGAUAACCAAGGCCCGGCAGGAGCGAUUCCGUGCGAGGCGUGUAAAGGCUAACGCCAGGGAGCGUUCACGUAUGCACGGUCUGAACGACGCGCUGGAGAACCUGCGCAGCAUCAUGCCCUGUCACUCCAAAACACAGAAAUUGUCCAAGAUCGAGACAUUGCGGCUGGCACGCAACUACAUCUGCGCUCUGUCCGAGGCCCUGGAGGGGGGCCUUUCCACAGAGAGCAGGGCUUUCAUGGAGACAUUGUGUAAGGGUCUCUCACAGCCCACCACAAACCUGGUGGCUGGCUGCUUGCAGCUGGGACCAGCUUCUGGCAGUGGGAUGAGACCUGAGGACAGACACAGAGUUCCAGCAGCCCCUACUCCUCUUGGUGGUAUGGUGAGCUACUCCUCUCCGGGCCUGCCGAGUCCUCCAUAUGGCACUUUUGACUCUGCUCACCUGCUUCACCUGAGGGCAAUGAAAGGAGGAGUGUACGAGAAUCACUCGCCAAAUGAGUAUAAUGCUGGCGGCGUGGGGACCCCUCCAUAUGAUGGCCCCCCUACACCACCUCUGAGCAUCAGCAGCAACAUGGUACCCAAACAGGAGCCUUCACCCCACUACCCACCCUCACACCACUACUCCCCCUCACCUGUGGACCAGGGCCUGUAUCAGACUCAGACCGGCUAUGACGUACAUUUAGAGGGGCCGUAUGACUCCUACCAUCCACCGCACAUGCCCCCCCGACAGAUAACCUCCAUCUACAGAGACUAAGAUGAAUCAGGAGGGUCGAUUCUGCUUCAACCGUCAAUAAAACCUGACUGAUGGUCUUCGCUCUUUAAUCCUUCAUGAACUGAUGCUGAUGUCUUCUGGACUGAAGGAGACUGAGGGAUCAAAUCUUUCUCAGUAGACUGUCUGGUAGUAGAGGAACUGUAGAAUAAAAAGGGUUUGUUUACAUAGACUAGCACUGCUGCACAUUGUUAAAAUUAGAAAAUACUUGACUUACAUUUUCUUAAAAAACUGAUUACCAAAUGAUUUAGCGACAGCAAAUGUUGCUUUGGCCAUGUUGACCACAUGUCCUGUUACUGUGAUAUAAGCACUUCUAAUUUAGCUUUGGUGAUGUCAGAUAUUCUACAUAAAUUAAAAGUAAUACUAUUUAUUCUUUAAUUUAAUACAGUGUAAAUGGACUUUGCUCUGAUGUGCAGGUGUGCGUCUGGUUUUCCUUCUGUAUAUAUUUGUGGUCAAGGUUUUUCUUUGUUUGAUACUUAGACUCAUAGUUUAUCUGUUAUAUUUCUUUUGUGUCCACUUUUCUUUGUCAUUUAUUACAUGUUUUGCUCUUGAAACAUAUUCAGAGGUAGAUUUUCUAGCGCAAAGUAGCUGAUCUUUGGAAGAUGUUGUCUACAGAAUGUUUGGAUUUUAAGUAUAUAAUGGGGAUUGAUGGAUCAAGGUGAAAAAGCAAAAAUGUCAUUCUCAGGUUAACGUUGUGCAAAUGAUUAUCUUCUUUCCAACAUAUUUUGCCCUUCGUCUUUUUCAUUUUUGUUUCUUUUUUGGAAAUGUUGAUGUUAUUAAAAUAUUAAAAACCAA
Molecule: messenger RNA, 2224 nt
Organism: Dicentrarchus labrax (European seabass)
Lineage: Eukaryota; Metazoa; Chordata; Actinopteri; Moronidae
Product: neurogenic differentiation factor 4-like
Exons: 2
Coding region: 416-1414 (332 amino acids)
Molecular function (GO): protein dimerization activity
Source: RefSeq, a predicted model, not a curated record